AAUCUAUUUCAGUUCGUUUGUUCUUUUUAAUCUCAUUUUCUCUUACACAGGUGCAAUUGAGCUUUCGAUACUAUUCGAGUAUUAUGGGCUUGAAAUUGCAGCUUACGAUAUCCAGACCAAACGAUGUGAUUUGUAUGGUCAGGAAAGGAAGUAUUCAGAAAGGGUUCUGCUGAUAUAUGAUGGACUCCACUAUGAUGCUUUAGUUAUGUCUCCAUCUGAGGGAGCUCCAGAGGAAUUUGAUCAGACCAUAUUUUCUGUGAAUCGGGACAGGACAAUUGGUCCCAUUGAAGGGCAGGCUCUUCAUUUUGUUGAAGAACAGCAAAGGAAACGGAGAUUCACCGACACGGCCAACUUCACGCUGCGAUGUGGGGUUUGCCAAAUCGGAGUCAUCGGCCAGACGGAGGCUGUAGAACACGCAAAAGCCACUGGCCAUGUCAACUUCCAAGAGUAUAGAUGACAGGAAGAAUGUUUGACAAAACAAUUGAGCUGUUCGGUUUCAGCUAUAUCGACCUCAACUCCUUCGGCUUGUUGAAUUGCUGUGGCAUUCUAAUUGUCAUAUUACCAUGAAUGUUUCAUAUUUACUGACCAGUGUUGUUCAUAUUGUGAUCUCUUGGGACUGA
Messenger RNA from Cucurbita maxima (winter squash), 620 nucleotides. RefSeq names its product ubiquitin thioesterase OTU1-like. The transcript is spliced from 5 exons. Gene Ontology annotation, biological process: protein deubiquitination; endoplasmic reticulum unfolded protein response. Gene Ontology annotation, cellular component: cytosol; nucleus. The record is from RefSeq and is a predicted model, not a curated record. Bases 206 to 457 code for a protein of 83 amino acids. Gene Ontology annotation, molecular function: cysteine-type deubiquitinase activity. NCBI's taxonomy places the organism in Eukaryota, Viridiplantae, Streptophyta, Magnoliopsida, Cucurbitales, Cucurbitaceae.